Molecule: messenger RNA, 7495 nt
Organism: Mauremys mutica (yellowpond turtle)
Lineage: Eukaryota; Metazoa; Chordata; Testudines; Geoemydidae
Product: von Willebrand factor A domain-containing protein 5A-like
Exons: 18
Coding region: 1309-3786 (825 amino acids)
Source: RefSeq, a predicted model, not a curated record
UUAUAUUCCAACGGAUUUAUUUUCUAAUUGUCUGGUAGAAAGGAGCAGGUCAGCCACAGUGUGCUGGGGCACGUUUGCAUUUUUAUGUCUCAUUCUGCAAGCAAGUGGUUUUAAGCGAGGUGAAAUUUGGGGGUGCGCCAGACACACCAGACUCCCGAAAGGGGGUACAGCCGUCUGGAAAGGCUGAGUGGCAUUGUACCGGCACAUGGCGGGCUGUGUGGAGCGAAGGGUUUGCAGACGGUCCCUGGCUCCCAGUGGGUGGGUGGAACUUUGCAGACGGCCCCUGGUUUGCAGUAGCUGAGGGUGGGGAGUUUGCAGAUGUUCCCUGGCGGGAGGCAGAGCUGACUCAAGGCUUCUAGCUGACUCAAGGCUUUGCUGCACAGGGAUCGAGAGGGAAGGUACCGGGGGUGCAGAUUGGGUCCGUGGGAUCGGCCCCCCCAGAGUACCAUCUCCUGGGGUCCAUGGCCCGUCCUGGUCCUGUCCCCUGGGUCCAUGGUCCCCUCCAUCCUCUCUGGGUCCAUGGGUCUCCCCUUCUCUGGGUCCAUGGUCACCUCCAUCCUCUCUGGGUCCAUGGGUCCCCCCUUCUCUGGGUCCACAGGUCUCCCCUUCUCUGGGUCUAGGGGCCCCUUCCAUCCUCUCUGGGUCCUGUCCUCCUCCCGUGUCUUGGGAUCCCCCUUACCCCCAGCCCCGGAUCUGGGCCCAUCCCCCUGACUUGGGGCUUUGCCCCCACAGAGUCUCCCCUCCCUGGAUGUGGGGGCCCUGUGUGCAGGGGCAGGGUUUUUUGGCGGGGCAGGGGUUGGAAGGACGUGACUCCUAAACCUUCCCGGUUCCAACGCACCCUCCCACCUUUCUGUUCCUUUUUGUACUUCUCCCUGCAUGGACCUCCUGCUGCCCAUUCCCUUGGCACCCGGCCGGCUCUGUCCUGCUCCCCAUGGGCUCUGGGGGCUGCUGGGGGCCUGUUCCCCGCUCAGACCGCACCUCUCAGCACAGUGACUCAGCCUCGGGCGCUCUGCCAGAAGCAACUGCAGCAGCGAGAGCUGCAGCCAGUGAAUUGCUGUAGCUUUCACGCUGACUCCCUUUCUCCAGCCUGGGAACUAGGCAUCAGGGUUAAAUCCCAGGGACAAAGAACCAGCUUCCCUUCCCCACCAGAGCCUUUCCUGGGGCCUCUGCCAUUUCCUGGUCUGUGGCACUUACCCUGGAGCAGGUGAAGAGGCGCCUGGCCCCCAGCUGUGAAUACCUGCUCUGUUGGGAUGCGGCAGGUAGCAGUCCCUGCUCUGGCACUGGCCCGGGGCUAGGGGUGGCAAGCAGAUGAGGUUGCACUGGAAGGAAGGUGCAUGUUUCUGCAUAUCCCCCGACCCCAGAGUUGAAAUGACGCAGUGCGGCCUCCUGACUGGCUCCAACAAGCCAGUGCCCCUGCGCAGCGUCUCGGUGACGGUGCUGAUCCGAGGCUUCGUGGCGGACGUGGGCUGUGAGCUGCUCUACAGGAAUGAGGAGCCGGGGCCCGUGGAGGCCGUGUUCGUGUUCCCCGUGGACGCCGAGGCGGCCAUCUACGCCUUCCAGGCCCGCCUGGGGGGCGCCUGCAUCGAGGCCCAGCUCCACGAGAAGAUACAGGCGCAGGAGCUGUACGGGGAUGCGUUGGCCGGGGGGCAGAGCUCAUUCCUGCUGCAGCAGGAGGGGACUGCAGGCGACGUUUUCAGCUGCUCCCUAGGGAACCUGCCCCCCGGGGAGGAGGCGGCGCUGACCCUGCGCUACGUCUGUGAGCUGCCGCUGGAACCUGAUGGAGCCGCCCGCUACAUGCUGCCAGCCGUGCUGCGCCCCCGCUACACGCCCCAUGGGUGGGAAGGGGAGGACGUCACCCAGGGGGUCCCGCGAGUCCCCCAGGGGGAGCUGCCCUACACCCUGAGCCUGAGCGCCACGCUGCAGUCACCCCACGGCAUCGACCGCGUGCUCUCCAACUGCUCCCUCACGCCCCUGAGCUACACGGCCGGGAACCGGACCACCGCCCAGGUGUCACUAGCCGAGACCCCCCCGUGGGGCCAGGACGUGGAGCUGCUGGUGUAUUAUGUGGAGCCGCACAAACCCAGCGCGGUGCUGGAGGCCGGGCUGCCCGGAGUGGAGCCAGGCUCCCUGAUGGGCGACCCGGCCGUGAUGGUGACCCUGCUGCCCAGCCUGCCCGAGGCGGUGCCGGGCCAGAGCCCAUCCGGGGAGUUCAUCUUCCUGCUGGACCGCUCCGGCAGCAUGCAGUGCCCCAUGGACAGCCUAGGCCACUUACCCCAGCGCAUCAAUAGCGCCAAGGAGACCCUGGUCCUGCUGUUGAAGAGUUUGCCCCUGGGCUGUUAUUUCAACAUCUACGGCUUUGGGUCUCGGUUCGAGUCCUUCUACCCGCAGAGCGUGGCAUACACCCAAAAGACCAUGGCCAAGUCCCUGCAGCGCGUCCAGCAACUCCAGGCCGACCUGGGGGGCACCGAGAUCUUGGCGCCGCUACAAGCCAUUUACCGCAGCCCCUGCCGGGACGGGCACCCGCGCCAGCUGUUCGUGUUCACGGAUGGGGAGGUGGGGAACACCCAGGACGUCAUCGCUGAGGUGCAGCAUCACCAGGGGACCCACAGGUGCUUUUCCUUCGGCAUUGGGGAAGGGGCCUCCACGGAUCUGAUCAAAGGCAUCGCCCGGGCAGCAGGGGGCAGCGCCGAGUUCAUCACGGGCCAGGACCGCAUGCAGCCCAAGGUGCUGCAGUCUCUGAAGCGGGCUCUGCAGCCGUCCGUGACUGGGAUCUCGCUGUGCUGGGAUCUGCCCCCCGAGAUGGAGGCGGCGCUGCUGGGCCAGGGCCCUGAGGUGAUCUUCUUUGGGCAGCGGUGCCUCAUCUAUGCCCAGCUCCGCGGGCAGCCCCAGCCCCCAGACACUGCCAUGGGGGGCGUCACCCUGCAGUACCGCAUCCAGGACCAGACCUACAAGGAGACGCUGCAGUUCCCCCUUCAGCCACAGGAUGGAGACAGUCUGCCUGUUCACCGGCUGGCAGCCAAGUCGCUGCUGCUGGAGCUGGAGGGGGCCAGGUCGGAGGAGGACCGGCGCCAGGCGCUGGAGACCAGCCUGAGCUCGGGGGUCAUCUGCUCCCUCACGGCCUACGUGGGGGUGGACACAGAGCGGAUGCAGCCGGUGCAGGGGCCGCUGGUGAGACGGGACAUCCCGCUGGCAGGGUUCGAUUUGAUGGCAGGCCAUUCGCAGUACAGUGCACCGCACACCUUUGCGGUAGUCACUUGCAGUAGUCACUUCUCCACCAGGAUGGUGGCUGUGGAGCACACGAACCACUUGUACAAGCAGCUCCCCCCUCCGAAGUGUCUGUCCUGGCUCUAUCGCCUCUCAGAGUUCAUCUGGGGGAGCUCCCGAAAUGAGGGCAGCGAGUCCUGCAAACACAGCACCCCUCCAGGGACUGCGCCCCAGGAAGAGCGGGCACGGGAGGAGUAUCUCCUGCUGAGGCUGGUGUCUCUUCAGAAUGCUGAUGGCUCAUGGGACCUGGACUCCCAGCUGGCUGCCGCACUGGGAGUGAGCAAGACCGACGCCAGGGGGAGGAUGCCCAGUAAGGACGUGCCCCCCAGCGUCUGGGCCACGGUGCUGGCCGUGGUCUGGCUGCACAGCCGGGCCGCGGGGCAGCGCGACGAGUGGGAGCUGCUGGAGGCCAAGGCUGUGGGCUGGGUGCGGGGCCAAGCAGGGCCACGGCUGAGUGAAUGCCUGGAAGCUGCCAACACCCUGCUGGGGUGCACCAUUGGCCCUGCCGUCUUCAGGCUCUGAGCCCCCCUGCAGGAUGCCUAUUCCCACCCCCUAAGCUACCCCAACUGGGAAGCCCCAAAGGUCAGCAGGGGGCACUGGGUGUAGACCCACCUGGCCGGCCUGUGCCCAGCCCGGAGCUAACCCCCCGCUGAGAUCCCAUCACUGCCACCAAUUUGGAUGCAUCCAGCUCCUGCUGGCUGAAGAGGCGCCAUGGCUGCCCCCCGGCUCCACCCCACACUCACCCAGCGUUCAGUAACCCCCACGCAGUUCACAGCUGCCACCUCCUCUCAGGAUUGUGGGAGGGAGUCCUCUGGAUUGCCAGUGUCAAUGUCGCACAUUUAUUCGCUUUUUCCAAAUGACCCUCCAUAGGUGGCUGCACUGACCUUGCCCUGCAUGAGCCAUCGAGUGUAAACCUAGUCCCAUCCGCACGGAGUUCAGCUGUUUGACAGACAGACUGACAGGAUCUUUGCGUGUCCAUCGAGUGUAAACCUAGUCCCAUCCGCACGGAGUUCAGCUGUUUGACAGACAGACUGACAGGAUCUUUGCGUGUCCAACUUCAUUUGGUCAUAAUGGCAGAUAUCUCUUCGAUAGACCGUCCGGAACAUGAACCGUAGCCCAUGGAUUUGCACACAUUAUUGAUUUGCUCCAUGUCCAAAGUAGAGCUGGUCAGACGUGUUCCAGCUGAACACCGUUCGGUUGGCAGCUGGGAUUCAGUGGGGAAGGCUGACAGGUGGAAGUGGGCAGCAGAGAGAGGACGCUGUGUGUUGUGAAUCUGUCCCCAUUCACCAGCUGCUGAAUUCUCUACCGAAGGAAGAAAUGCUUAAAACCUGGCCAUCCAUCCCGAUGGCCCACCUUGCGCAGCGGCAGGCUCUUCUCAGGACGUCCUGGGGCUCCAGCAAACACUGGAAGAGCUCAGCUCUUUAAUUCCCCAGGGAGAAAGUGUUACGUUUAUCAAGGACUGCCCCAAAAUAGCAAAGACGCAAACAGUUUUCCCUCUUCGCGUUAACCAGCAUCGACCCCCCUCAAACCGCUCUCACCACGUGCCUCUGUGCUGGGUCGUGUCCCUAGUUCAGGCUUUCCGUGUCUGAGAAGGCAGCUCAGCCGAUGUAAUGCACAGCCCCCAGAUCCCAUCACCGCCCCGUGCCCCUCAUUGCACGGAGGCUCUGGGGAAGGAUCAGGAGACCAGGUAUUUGAUCGAUUGCCUUGAGCCAGCACUGGGAAGGAACGCAGCCCUUUGACUGAGAUUCCCCCCACGGGGCAGAUGGAACUCAGAGAUCCUAAUUCUCAUGGCCCGCUAUGAACAGUGGGACUUAGAUGCCAUUGGUGACAUCCUGGCCCUAUUGAAACCAAAUGGCCUUUUGCCUUCCACUCCAGCAGGUGCAGAAUUUCAGCCCGAGUCUUUUCAGUGGCCUUCAGAUAAACUCCGUCGGCAGAAGCUGGUUGCCUAGUUCCUGUAGGCUCCUUUGGAAAGCCCCAUUAGCAGUGGCCUUCGAGGCAGGCCCUGUCUAUAUACCUGAGCCUUUAGAGAAAGAGAGAGAAAAUCCACAUGCAGGAUAACACCAUCAAGUCAUACAACCGUCUGUACUCACACGUCCGUGGCCUCACGUAGUGUAGCACAGCCAGUAAUGUCUGAACAGUCCAGCAUGUAACGCUCUGUCCGUGCCCAUCUGGUGCCCAGUUCCUAGCUGCUCUGCUUGGCCCUGGGUUGGCUUUGGGUGGUAGUGACUAGAGCAGGGGCCUGGCUCAUGGCGUUCCUGGGUUCUGCUCUGGUUCCUGGAGGCAGAGAUGGCCUAGUGGGUCGAGCGGGGGGGCUGGGACUCAGGACUCCUGGCUUCUCCUGUGGUAAAAGCGUCACAGACACUAAACAGAUGUAAACACACUGAGCAGAGCAGGAGUCACCCUCAGUCUCACGGGGCCUUAGUGGGCCAGAGUCUUUCCCACCCUUCCACCAGGAUGCAUGCCCCAUGGCGAGAAGGUCCUGGCCACGUGAUGGGUCUGAGCGAGUUCCUGCUCAUCCUUUCAGAACCAAAGGCCUUUCUUGGGUUCCUCAGUUCUGGAAAGUCAGCCUGGCCCAGUCUGUGUGACCCCCCUCCCUCACCGAUGGCGUGGAACUUCUCUGGAGCCCUGUCUCCGGCAGCGUGUCUGGAUGGCAUCAGAAACCCAGACUUGGAGACAAGGGGUUUCCAAGUGCUUGUGCGUCUGCACUGCAUGGGAAGCCUGGGUGUGUGCUUGCUGGACCUGGCUCUCAUGGCUGUGCUAAUACGUUCACACUGCACUGCGCAGACUCUGGAAACAACAGGGCUCGGACCCAUGUCUCAGCUGGAUUUGGGCUCUGCCCCAGCCCCCUUCGCUGCAGCCUAGGGCUCUGAGUGCUGGCGGCGCUGAGUCAAUUACUGACCCAGAAAUGGUUCUGAAGAAGAAACGCCACAUAUCAAAAAGCUAGUUUACAUCUCCUCUUGCUGUGAGUCGGGCAGGGGGAACCUAGGCUAGCCCGAGAGGUGUUUCUCCAGCCUGUUCUUAAAACCUUCCAGUGACAGGGACUCCACCGCCUCCUUGGCAGCCUGUUGCAGAGCUUCACUCCCCUGAGGGUUAGAAAGUGUUUCCUGGUAUCUGAAGAUAAGCUCAUUACUGCUUGUCCUACCUUCAGGGGACAUGGGGAACAACUGAUUCCCGUCCUCUUUAGAACUGGCCAUAAGGUAUUUGCAGACUAUCAGGUCGCCCCUAAGUCUUCUAUUCUCAAGACUAAACAGGCCCUGUUUUGUUUUUUUAAUCUUUCUUCCUAGGUCAGGUUUUCUAAACGUUUGCUCACUUUUUCUGCUCUCCUCUAGACUCCUCCAAUUUAUCCACGUCUUGCCUAAAAUGCGGCACCCAGAACUGCAGCUGGGGCCUCACCAGUGCCGAGUGGAGCGGGACAGUUCCCUCUCGUGUCCUACCUACGACCCUCCCGUUAAUACAGCCCAGAGUGAGAUUAGUGCUGCUGGGCCUGUGCUACACAGGAGGGGCAGAGGAGAUGGUCACAUUGAUCAAGGCCAGAAGAGCCCAGUGAGUCAUCUCCUCCCGUCCAGUACCUAUAAUGCAGCUUCCGUCUCAUUUCUUAGCCGUUGCUGCCCUCUGGUGACCACAUGAAGGAACCAGAAUUCCACCACCAUCAGCCUUGUUCUCCAUCUUUGCUCAUUACUGGUUUGCUUCCAAAUGCUUCUCUCCCAUUUGUCAGUCCAAACGGCUAUACACCAAGGGCUGGUUGGAUCGGUUCGUAGGGUGCCAGGCACCAGCACAGAUUUGCCUUUGUGUUGUUAAUUCAGCAGCAGGUAAUGCACGUAGGUGCCAGUCCUAGUGAGACGGGGGCCCAUGGGAGUUUGGCCUUUGAUUUCAGCGGGGACAGGUUUUGCACCCACUGUCUGUCUAGGAAGGUGAAUGCUUCUGAUCACUGCAGGAGUUGAGCCCGGAUGAUGUGACUCCAAUGGAUAUACAACCAAGUCCUGCCAGCUGGGGAUCUGUCCCAGUGACCCCAAUGGCACAACGACUGAUGGACACCAGCGGAGGAUCUGUCCCACAGAGCUUAAGCUGAGAUUAUCCCGUUCUGACUAGGGGAUUUGAACACACAAUUCCCAUUACAUUUAGUCUGAAAACCUCAACCUAAGUGAGCCGCUCAGGGGCACCCAGGGAGCAGGGGCGGCUCCGGGCCCCAGCCGUUUGCACACGCUUGGCGUGACAAGCCGCGGGGGCCGCU